AUGCUCUCCCAUUAUGGGGAGAGUACCCCUGAUGCGAACGCCGAAGACUUGCAGAGCGACACACUGCUCACUCCGAUUGGACGGGUUCACUAUGAUAGGGAAGAUGGACCCUGGAAGUUCUGUCCCUCUAUCGGUUGCGACUUCAUAAGAUCACAAGGUUACUUAGUUCACGAUGCCUGCUUGCAAGUUCUGAGCAGAGUUCAUGAGGCAGUGGUAGGGGCAGCCAGGCCGUUGGAUUUGAGCGAAGUCUUGCUUGUCUUCGAAGUCACUGGUAAAGAACGAGACUCGAAAGACUACAAUUGGGGAUUCGGUAAUGCAUUCGACGGUCCAUCUUGCCAACAUCACCGAUUAGACGAACAAUACUGGAAUCCCGUGGAGAAUACAGAGUGGACAGUACUGAAUCCUCAACGAAAAGUUGAUUUACGGCCAUUGGUUAACGCCGCAUUGGAGACCUCCCAAAAAGGCCUGUCAUUCAACAUCAAGUGCGACAAGCAAGUUGGUUCAGGUCUCGACGCAAAAGUCCACUCCGAUGCCCUUUCGGCCAUCCCGACCGAAGUACGCUUACUUAUCUUGGAGAUGCUUCCCACUCAAUCAGUGCUCAACGUCUUCCUGGCAAGUUCGGCUUUUAGAGAGCUCUCGAUGAACUUGCCUCAAACUUUUUGGAGAUCCCGCAUGCUUAUUGAUGCCCCUUGGUGUGGAGGUGAAGCCUUAGCAGAAGUCUUGCGACAAGAAACCUCUGCCUAUCCCUUCCAUGAACUUGUCCGUCUAAUCCGAGAGACCUCGGCGCCGGGCGGUGGGAAGCUCGAUGAUAGUGACUGCCUCGUCGAUUUUGCGAAAGACUCGAUGACACUCAGCAACAGACGUCGAAUAUGGAUCAACAGUGAAAAAAUCAUUCGUGAAAUUGAGACCCGACAUGCGGCAGUUCGCCCAGUAACCGGCAUCGUCUCUACUCAAAUGCGCAAGCUAGCUUCUCGCUGCACAAUCUUCAUUUCGAGGGACUUAGGCGACAUGCCCCAAGCAGCGUCAACCGUCUACUUCGUUCCAGAUAUUGUCAAAAAGAGCCACCUGAACAAGAUCACCGCCUACUUCGGAGCUGAUAGUCAGAUCGUCGGCGUCGAAUUCCUGCUUCUGGACGAACUUUCCGCACGAUUGUUUGGAAAUCGAAGUGAAUUGACUAGCCAGAUCACUUUAGACUCGCCAAAGGUGAUCCUUGCAGAUCAAUACCUUCGCCCUAUUCAUGCUCAUGGGCCUCCAGGUAUUGACUUUACGCAACACACCCAGUGGAUUGGUCGCCAUCCACCGCUCGACUGGCCACGGGAAAAGUACUAUCUUGAGAACCGCCGGAACGGCGCUCACAAUCGUUUCCCCCUUCUUGAUAACCCUUUUCCUCGUGUUCUAGAGCCUCCGGCGUAUUUUGUGAACCUCUCCGGUCGGCAGCUCUCCCAAAUCCAGGCCUAUGGCGAUUCCGCGAAUAUCGAAGCAUACAAGCGAACUAUGAAGGGCCUUGUCUUCAAUUUCGCAGAUGACUCAACAGAACGCGUCUGUGAAAAUUCUAAUUUUCAGGAGAUCGCGAUGGCCUCAACUCAUACUAUUCAGUUUGAAGUCCGCCAGCACGAGGAGAUCGUUGAUAUGGUCCUGUUUGCUGCCUAUAAGGCGCCUCUUGAUGGUUAUCAAACCAAGUUGUGUGGAAUUGAAUUCAUAACAAGCUUGGGCCGGGUCCUGCCACUAGGCUGCGUGGAGACCAGUGAGCAUGUGCGUCGAGAAAUGUUGCCACCGACCUACAGCGACUUUCCCGAAUUUGGAGGUGUCUGUGGUAUCCAGAUAGCUUUGGGAUCUGGAGCCGUUGAGACCGUUGCAUUAGCGCUUUUCUAUGCCUGA
This is a messenger RNA of Penicillium subrubescens, 1878 nucleotides long. RefSeq lists its product as uncharacterized. The record is from RefSeq and is a predicted model, not a curated record. Gene Ontology annotation, molecular function: protein binding. The coding region runs from base 1 to 1878 and encodes 625 amino acids. NCBI's taxonomy places the organism in Eukaryota, Fungi, Ascomycota, Eurotiomycetes, Eurotiales, Aspergillaceae. The transcript has 5 exons.